Molecule: messenger RNA, 1037 nt
Organism: Apus apus (common swift)
Lineage: Eukaryota; Metazoa; Chordata; Aves; Apodiformes; Apodidae
Gene: CTRL
Product: chymotrypsin like
Exons: 7
Coding region: 7-1002 (331 amino acids)
Biological process (GO): proteolysis
Molecular function (GO): serine-type endopeptidase activity
Source: RefSeq, a predicted model, not a curated record
CCCUCUAUGACUUGUCCUCAAGACCUGGCAGCACAUUCCCAUGUCCCCACUUACCUGGGGCACAGUAGGUGCCAGGUGGCUCGUCCCCACUGCCCGCAGCUGGCAGAAGGCAGCAGGGGGGACCUUGGCCCUGCCUGGCUCCAAGCCACACGGCUCCCAGCUGCCAUAAAGCUGGUGGCCCUGGGGACAGAGCCACAUCGUCCCAGGAUGGCGUUCCUGUGGGUCGUUGCCUGCCUGGCUCUGGCCAGCGCCGUCUCAGGCUGCGGGGUGCCUGCUGUCAGCCCCUUCCUGGAGCAGAGCGAGAGGAUCGUCAAUGGGCAGAACGCUGUGCCCGGCUCGUGGCCCUGGCAGGUGUCCCUGCAGAGCCGCACAGGAUCCCAUUUCUGCGGCGGCUCCUUGAUCAGCCAGUACUGGGUUGUCACAGCCGCCCACUGCAACUUCAACCCCAACGCUCACGUCGUCGUCCUCGGGGAGUAUGACCUCUACUCCAACGCCGAGCCCAUCCAAGUGAAGACCGUGAGCAGGGCCAUCACACACCCCAACUGGAACCCCAACACCAUGAACAACGACAUCACGCUGCUGCGCCUCUCCUCGCCCGCGCAGCUGGGCCCCCGCGUCUCCACCGUCUGCCUGCCCCCCCCCAACAUGGCCAUACCCAACAACCUGCAGUGCGUCACCACCGGCUGGGGACGCACCAACCCCAACUCCCAAGCCCUGGCCACACGCCUGCAGCAGGUCACCGUGCCCUUGAUCCCCACGAGCCAGUGCAUGCAGUACUGGGGCAACAGGAUCACCAGCUCCAUGCUCUGCGCCGGUGGGGUUGGAGCCUCCUCCUGCCAGGGCGACUCCGGGGGACCCCUGGUUUACAGGAGCGGCAGCGGCUGGACCCUGAUCGGCAUCGUCUCCUGGGGAACCACCAACUGCGAUGUCCGCACCCCGGCCAUCUACACCCGCGUCAGCAACUUCCGCACCUGGAUCGACUCCGUGGUCGCCCGGGGCUAGAGAAGCUGGGAACACCCCCCUUGGCAAUAAAGCAU